Messenger RNA from Microstroma glucosiphilum, 1204 nucleotides. RefSeq names its product LigB subunit of an aromatic-ring-opening dioxygenase LigAB. Gene Ontology annotation, molecular function: ferrous iron binding; oxidoreductase activity, acting on single donors with incorporation of molecular oxygen; zinc ion binding. Bases 104 to 1066 code for a protein of 320 amino acids. The record is from RefSeq and is a predicted model, not a curated record. Lineage: Eukaryota; Fungi; Basidiomycota; Exobasidiomycetes; Microstromatales; Microstromataceae. The transcript is spliced from 3 exons.
GCUCACAGGUCGCCUGGAAUUACCAUCCUUUACUUUGCACCAUCGCUUUUUGCUAUACGGUUCAACUCAUUCCCUUUGUAUCGCCAUACAGCCAUCACCAAUUAUGCCCACCGCCGUAGGACCUUCCUCCUCUACGCUCACGGCUCCGGCCUCAAGCUCCGCUCCAGCAAACCCGGGCCGCCUGCCAGUCUUCUUCUUCUCCCAUGGCACAACCGCCAUGAUGGGCGAGCAGUCUGAGCCCGCCGCCUACUGGGAAGAGGUGGGCCGCAGAGCCAUCGAAUGUGGCGUGGAACGCCUCGUGUUUCAAGGAGCUCACUGGCACCCGGAUACGCCUGACUUUCUGGUUGCCACGAACCCCAAGCCGCCUAAGCAGCCCGUGGCGUGGGUGGAACCAUCCAAGUACGUCAACUUCGAGGUAGACAUCGACGUGCCUUUUUCCGAGCACAUCAUCGAGACGUUGAACGCGCAGGGAAUCUCGGCAAAGGCCGCUCCAGACUUUGAGAUCAUCCAUGACACUCUCUUGAUCCUGCGGUGGAUGUUCCCAAAGGGGCGCUCGUUGCCCAUGUCCAUCAUCUCCACCAAUGGCUUCUUCGACCCCCACAAGAACCUGGCCGUGGGCACCGCACUCUCACAUCUUCGCGAUGAGAAGUGUCUGCUCAUCGGAUCAGGGGGAGCAGUGCACAAUCUCUACCGACUCAACUACACCCAAGUCAUUUUCCACAAGGACAAUUUUGCACAGGAGAAGGAGCCGGAACAGUGGGCUAUUGACUUUGGACAGGCGGUCACGGAUGCGAUCAAGAGGUACUCGGGGCCGAAGCUGAGGAGGGCACUCGUGAGCCUGAUGGACUCGCCUCAGUAUCGCGAUGCGCACGGCACCGACGAUCAUUACCUCCCUAUUCUCUUCUCCGCGGGCGCAGCAACAGGCUCUGAGCGAGACCUGCGUCAGCCCAACCAUGUCGGCGCCGAAUGCUGGGAACUCCGCAAUAUGCGCAACACCCAGUAUCAGUUCGGUCGAUGGCCUCAGACUCCCUACUUCACGGAUCUUCCCAAGAGGGCAGCGUCCUGACCUAAGAGUCUUUGAUUGGUAUCUCAGGGGUAUUCCGAGAUUUAACGUAAUUUUACAUGUACAAAACCCGAUAUAGUGCGUGUCUCUUCUCAUUCUUCGAGAUGUACAAUUUUGUUUCCCAGUGACACCAAUCAGGCG